AUGGAGAUCCGAUCAUCGCUUAUAAAUCCCUGCGUCGUUGUUCGAAGCCCCAGUUUCCUUCUCAACCCUAACUUUCCACUCUGCAGCGCCCAGCCACUGGUCAACAUUCCUUACCAUCCUGCCAUGGGGCAAGCUGCCGUCCUCCUCAUGGCAAUAGCCAUAGCUUUAGCUCUCAGUCCGACAGCCACGGGAGACAUCGGGGGAGGUCGGAGAAGCCGAUUUCUGGCCGUGACGGCACCCAAGAACAAGAAGUGCAGCAUCGAUCCUAUGGUCUGCUACGGCGCCGGGAGCCCCGGGCGGCGCUGCUGCGGUGACCAGUGCGUCGACACUGACAGCGAUCCCUUCAACUGCGGCAAGUGCGGCAAGAUGUGCAAGUUCACGCGGGCUUGCUGCGGUGGGAAGUGCGUGAGGUUGGCGUUCGAUAAGAAGAACUGUGGGAGCUGCUUCAACCGGUGCAAGAAGACCUGCAUGUAUGGCUUGUGUGACUACGCCUAG
Molecule: messenger RNA, 495 nt
Organism: Musa acuminata AAA Group (dessert banana)
Lineage: Eukaryota; Viridiplantae; Streptophyta; Magnoliopsida; Zingiberales; Musaceae
Product: stigma-specific STIG1-like protein 3
Exons: 1
Coding region: 1-495 (164 amino acids)
Source: RefSeq, a predicted model, not a curated record